AUGCUUGACUGCGGUCUCUCCGGGCUGUCUCCACUUCGCGAGGGUCGCGCGCCCGCGGAGCCGCUGGGCGCCGCCUCGCUGACUGCGCCCCAGAGGCGCCCGCGCAGUCUUCGCUGCCGCCCCCCGGACGCUUCGCCUCCGCGCGCCGAAGGCUGCAGAGGCGCGGCCGCCGCUGAGUCUGCGGCGGCCUGUGGACUCCUCGCCGCGACCGCGGAGACAGCAGGCCGCGACGGAGACGGGCUGGCGAAGCUGCGGCGGUGGUGCUUUCGAGCGGGGGGGAGGGAGGCGAGGGUCGCGCGGCAGGGGGCGCCGUGCGCGCGGCGCGGAAGUGGCGGAGACAGGCUCUUGCCGGUCGUGCCGGCAGACGCCGCGGACGAGGUCAGUCCGCGGAGACCCGAGCGCCGCAGCUCAGCCGGCGCCUCGGCGGACAGCGCGCGAGAGGGAGUCACUUUCUCCUUUCGAGACGUCCAGUGCAGCGUUCCACAUGUGGGACCAGACGGGAAGAAGCAGCGUAAAACUAUCCUGCGGCCGAUCUCAGGUUCGAUCCCGCCGGGAAGCGUCGUCGGCAUCAUGGGGCCUUCGGGCAGCGGAAAGACGACUCUCCUCGAUGUGUUGGCGAACAAGAAGCUCCCCAGCGCGUACACGGGCGACGUCUUCGUAGAUGGGAAAAAGCGAGACGACAAAAGCUUCAAGGCGCUCUCCAUUUACGCUCCCCAGGAGAACAUUUUCAACGGGAACGAGGAAGUGUGGGAAGUCUUAGAUUUCGCCGCCUCUCUGAAAUCGGGCAGGUCGGCGGAGGACCGGAAGAAGCUUGUCGCCGCCACGCUCUCUUUCCUCGGCCUGGACCGCGUUGCGAAGCAGCGCGUAGGCAACACAGUCGUUCGCGGGAUCUCAGGCGGUCAGAAGCGGCGGCUGAUGAUCGGCCGCGCGCUGGUGACGCACGCGAGUCUCGCCUUCUGCGACGAACCGACCUCAGGGCUGAGUUCGACGGACGCGGAGUCGUUGAUGAUUGGCAUUCGGGAGGUUGCCAAGGCCUGCCAGGUGUCGUUUCUUGUCGUUAUCCAUCAGCCGCGCGUCGAGGUCUUCGAGAUGUUUGACGCGUUCAUUCUCCUCGCGAGCGGGCGCUGUCUCUACAACGGAACCAAGGCGCACAUGGAAGCGUACUUCUCGCAACUAGGCUAUCCUCUGCCCCCGUACGUUAAUCCCGCGGAGUUUUACAUGGAGCUCACGUCGUCGGAGGAGACUGUGGAGAAGCUUGCGACCGCGUACGCCUCCAGGCGCGCGAGCUUGGCCUCCAAGGGUCUCUCGACGCCGCGGCUCUCGAGCCAGGGCGAGGCCGCGGUCUCCUCGCCUCGAGGGUCUGCGGGCGGCCUCGGCGGGGUGCUGCUCGCGCCGGAGGACGCAGAGCCAAACGGCGCGCGGGGGGGAAGGGGCGGCAAAGCGCGGACGCGAGUCGAGCCUGCGCAAGGAGAUGGAAACCUAAAGGGGGCCGUAGAGGACGUGGCGGCGGAGCCCAGGAGACUGACCAUUGCGAGCUCUUUCGCUGGCACACAUGCACUCGUGCGCGCUCUGCAUCAGGAGCCCGGAUUCAAACACGCGCUCCCGAGGUUCUUGGGUCAGUUUUGGAUUCUCGCGCGGCGCAGCUUCACGCUUGCCUGGAGAGACCGGAAUGCCCUGCUCAUGAUGGCUGGCAAUGCUCUCCUCGUCGCCAUCCUCACGGCCGUUCUGUUUUCUAAAGUCUACCAAGAAAAGGCAAUAAUGUAUCAACUCUCUUCGCUCGUCCUCCUGUCGCUUUCACUGGCGAGCAUUCCUGCUGUGAACAUGACUCUCUACAUGGAAAAGAAGAUCACGUAUCUUUACGAAACGUCAGACGGUUUCUACAGCGCCGCUCCCUACCUUCUCGCUGAGAUGACUACGGGUUUCCUUUUGCUUUUCGGCGCGACCUUCCUUGCCCUGGCCAUUGUGAUUCCUUGCUGCGCCUUUCCUGCGUCCAAGUUCGGCCCCAUUCUUCUACUCUUCAUGCUCUUUCUUCUCGUCGUUGACGCGGUCAUGCAGUGUGGCGCGGCAGUCUGUCCGACGUACAUGAUGGCAAACACCUUCGCUGGUGGCUGGCUGGCGCUCUUCUCCGUGGUGAACGGCUACAACGCGAACCCCAAAUCUGUGCCUGUUUGGCUGACCUGGCUGGUGUAUCUCUCUCCCUUCUACUACUUGCUCGACGGAGUCGCGAUCAUUCUCUACUGGGACAAUGCAGACAUCUUCGGGAGCCCCGAGAAAGCAGCGAAGUUCGGCUAUGCGAGCUGCGAGGAGCUCUUGGAGGCUUACGGGUUUGCAGGCACGGCCUCAGGCAGCCGGCUCACACCUCCGCAGUGGCUGUGGAGCGUGGAUAUGCUUGUUUUACUGCUUAUGACUGUGGCGAUCAAAGCAUCUGCGUGUCUCUACCAGGCGUAUUUCGGCCGCCUUCGGCGGUAG
This is a messenger RNA of Besnoitia besnoiti, 2469 nucleotides long. Its product is annotated as ATP-binding cassette G family transporter ABCG87. The record is from RefSeq and is a predicted model, not a curated record. Lineage: Eukaryota; Apicomplexa; Conoidasida; Eucoccidiorida; Sarcocystidae. Bases 1 to 2469 code for a protein of 822 amino acids. The transcript is spliced from 12 exons. Gene Ontology annotation, molecular function: ATP hydrolysis activity; ABC-type transporter activity; ATP binding. Gene Ontology annotation, cellular component: membrane.